This is a messenger RNA of Chara braunii, 6247 nucleotides long. NCBI's taxonomy places the organism in Eukaryota, Viridiplantae, Streptophyta, Charophyceae, Charales, Characeae. The record is from the annotation of a GenBank genome assembly.
CGGGAAGACGAGAGAAGCGGACUGAUUUCCUCUACUAUGGAUGGGAAUAUCUACGAUCAGUUUGGGGAGGUCGUCGACAAAAGGCUUGGAGGAGUGAGGGCUGAAGCCCAACGAAGAGCGGCAGCUGGGCCGCAACCCCCUGCCAUGUUCAGGCUAUGGCAGGAAAAGAUGGAACUACCGAUUGGGGAGGAGGAAGUAAGGAGUGAUGAGGAAAUGGUUCAAAGGCUACUAGGAAGGAGUAAGAAGAAAGAGCCCAUAAUCAUUGAGGCAGAAGACGAAAGUGGGGAGGAAAGAACGGAGUCUCCAUCCGUCUUAUAUGGGAAGAUGGAAGACCUGCUGGAUAAGAUGGGGAGGUACCAACGGAAGCUGGUGGGCCUCUGUGAGGAAGUGAAGAGAUGGAAAUCUAGCAUCCCCAAGGUGUUCCUCUACUACUCCGGUCCGGAAUCAACACCUUGGCGACCCGGAGUAAAUGUGGUGGGGUCAUGCCCACAAUCAAGAAUGAGGGGGAGACCCCCCACUCCGCAGGCACGGCUGACGCAGGCAGCGCGAACGAGAAAUCAAGCCAGAGUCAGCGCCAGCCAAGAACCUCCGAGGAGGGAGGCAGAGCCAGAAAAGAGAAAGGAGGUCGUGGAAGUAGAAGAUGAUGAUGAUGACGAAGAAGAGGAAGAGGACGAGAGGCUGCGUAGGGAAGAGGAUCAGAAAGCGAAGCAGCGGGCGAGGAAAAAGGGAACCAGGGGAGAGGUCGAGCCGGUCGUGCGCGACGGACCGCCCAAAAGGAAGAAAUACGCGUUCCGGUUGGAAGAAGGAUUUGACGUAGAAAAGGUGAUUGACCGGGUGAUGGAAGGGCAUAAUGACCUCAUGACCCUGAAGGAAAUCUUAGCGUCAGCCCCGCGACUCCGCGAUGAACUGAAGGGGAGGUUGUCACGACGUUUGGUGCCCAAUGUCCAUCUGGGUACGAUUCUGUCUAAGGAGGCAGAGUGGUCGGAGUCAAGCACGAAGAUGGACUGGAAGUGCGUAGCCUGCGCUACGGUGGAUUUGAUGGUGAAGGGGUCCAAGUGCGCAGCAAUGGUGGACACCGGGGCAGAAAUGAACAUUAUUCGGGAGGCAGACGCGAUCAGAUUCGGGCUGGAUAUAGACCGUUCUGACUGCGGUAUUCUGCAUGGAGCCAGCUGUAAGGCCGUGUUUUGCGGGACAGCCUCGAAUGUGCUCAUCGAGGUUGGAAAGGUGAACGUCAGGGCAUGCUUCUUUAUAAUGCCAGACGUGGACCAUGGAAUCCUCCUAGGGAGGUCAUUCCUAAGCAGGACAGAGACCGUGAUGUUUAACAAACAUGAUGGGACGUUGAUCCUCCUUUUAUGCGAUCCUCCCUGCGGGAAUUAUGAAACAAUUACUUGCAGGAACACCGGGCCAAGGAGUAUAAGGAACCGGCCCAAUCCAGGAUCGUUCACGAUCGAGGAGUCGAAAGGGGAGCGUAGGAGACUCUGGGCAGAGCCCGAAGCAGGAGAGAGGGUGAAAGCAUUUUUCCUCAGCCUGUCAGAUACUGGGAAGGCCAUGGAUUUGGUCGCCGUGCAUGAGAUGGCAGAUCCGGAUGCCAUCCAGGCCUUGAGGGAGCAAGUUCUGGAAUGCCCUGAGGCAGGAGGGUUGGAAUUGGUAUAUCGGCUCCCAGGAAGUGGAGGGAACCCCGCAUCAGCGCAAACACAAUCCGAUUUGCAAAGAUUGAAUGCAGUGACCGUGCGAGAUGCUGGAGGGCUGCCAAAUGCAGACGCGCUGUCGGAAUCCUGUGCUGGAAGGCCUAUAAUUUMGCUUAUAGACCUUUACUCAAGAUACGAUCAGUUCCCAGUCUACCCGCCGGAUAGGCCGGUGACGGCUAUGCAUACGCCGCAAGGACUAAUCCACAUGAACGUGGCCCCUCAAGGGUGGACCAAUGCGGUAGCAAUGGUCCAACGGGCCAUGAUUCGGGCUAUGCAGUCAGUCAGCCCCCAUAUCCCACAACCAUACAUUGAUGAUUUGGCAGUGAAGGGGCCGGCGGUGAAAGAGAGCGACGAAGUCUCACCGGAGGUAAGGCGUUUUGUCUGUAAACACAUUCAGGACCUCGAAAAGGUCCUGAGCUUGCUCGAAGAGCAUAACCUCACGGCGAGCGGGGCCAAAUCCAGACACUGCAUGAGGGAAGCGACUAUCUUGGGAUUCGUCUGCAGUGAGAAAGGCCGAAGGCCGGAUGUGAAGAAGACAGACAAGAUUAUUGAGUGGCCAGUUCCGUUCCACUCAAUAACUGAUGUCAGGAGCUUCCUUGGUACGUGUGGAUUUUGGAGGGCCUUCGUCAAGAACUUUGCCGCUAAGACUGAACACCUGAGGAAGUUAGUCCGUCAGGAUCAGGAAUGGGUAUGGGGUGAAGAGCAGGAAGAGGUGGUGGCAAAAAUGAAGGAGGAAUUUCGAGAAGGAGGGUUGGUGUUAGGAGCGCCAGAUUAUGACGCCACAGAGACGCGGCCCUUCAUUAUUGAAACGGAUGCGGGACCGACUGCCUUAGGGGGAGUUCUAAUUCAGGCAGACAUGGAAAGAAAAGAAAGACCCUUGCGAUUUGAGAGUCGGACUCUCUGUACAACAGAAAGGAACUACUAUCAGUUUAAGAGGGAGACCCUUGCUGUCCUCCACUGUCUGCGAAUCUUCCGGAACUAUAUCUUCGGCAGGAGGUUUAUUUUGAGAGUGGAUCCGACCGCCCUGGCCUACUCUCUAAGGAAUUACGUUUCAUCGGAUCCAACGGUUGCCAGAUGGCUGACGUACAUCUGGAUGUUCAAUUUUGAGUUGGAACGGAUUCCUGGCAGCAAGAACCGGGCAGACGGGCUGAGUCGGAUCAACUGGGAUAAGCAGGAAGGGGAGGCGGUGGAGAAUACGCCCCCAGUUGAUGGGUUUCUGGAUCAGGAAGAAGAUGUUCGUCUCCAUAUCAAUAAGUGGUCGCCGCGGGUGCCCAGCUGUGUAGGCUAUCCUAUUUGGCAAGCGCCGAAUGGGUAUGAAAGGAGGAAUGGGCUAGUCCUUAAGCCCUUUGAGGAAGAGGAUCCCUGGGGCGGUAAGGAUGUUCAGUGGAUGAUGGAAUUAGCGCUGGCCAGCUCGCAUAGCCUGGUGGAGGAUAUGAGGACGAUUGAGGAAGGACCUGGCCAGGUAGAACGGCAUGAGGACCUGAUGGGAGGAAUGUAUCUCCUCGUCAAUACGUUAUUGCAGGAAAGCCUAGACCAGUCAGGCUCGUUGAACCCGGCAGGGGAUGUGAACGAAGUGCCCGAGAGCCAGGACGACGAGUUCGAGGAAGGGGAGAUUAAAGAGGCGUUUCAUAUAGAGGAAUAUGACAGGAUCUACCUAGAGUUAGGGCUUCUUCUAUCAUGUGAAAUGCGGCUUAGGGAUGCAAGCGAUAGAGCUCAGAGGAUGCUGCAACGCUAUCUAGUGCGAGACGGCCACCUUUUUGUGCGAAGAGAAGCGGUAAAUCCUAGGAGAAUCGUCUGCGGUAGAAAUCGUCAAAUCGACGUCAUAGCUGCGCUUCAUGAUGGCAUUGCGGGAGGGCACCGAGGGAUACAAGCUACGUAUGCCAAAAUAAGUGAGCUCUACUACUGGGAUGGAAUAAUGGAUAUGGUCGGGAAGUUCUGCCGAUCUUGUGUACCUUGCCAGGAAAGGUCCCGUUUAAAACAAGGAGAGCCGCUGCAUCCAAGGCUAGAGCGAGAGGUGGGGGCCGUAGUACAUCUCGAUCUGCUUUUUAUGUCGUUUGGGGAUCAAGGCUAUAACUACAUCUUCGAUGCGCGCGAUAACCUGUCUGGGUUCGUAGACGGGCGUGCUAUUCGCACGAAGACCGGGUCAGUCUUAGUGAACUGCAUCGAGGAGUAUUACUUGCGCUAUCCUUUCGUCAGGGAAUUCGUAAUGGACAGGGGAUCGGAGUUUACUUGCCAGGAAGUGCAAGAACUUUUAUCAAGGUAUGGUGUGGCAGCCAACUACACCACGGCCGCGCACCCCCAGGCAAAUGCUCCCGUGGAACGAGGACAUAGUACCAUUACGAAUCUCCUGGCUAAAUGGACAGAAGGUAGGCCUAAUCARUGGCCAAGAUACCUAAGGGCGGCUUUCUUUGUUGAGAAUAUUACAGUAAAAAGAUCCACCAAGUACGCACCGGCGACGYUGUGGUACGGAAGGCACGCCACCUUCCCUAUCGAAAGCUUUCUUAACACAUGGAGGCGCCAGGAUCUGGAAGUUAACCUGUCAUUUGAAGAAUUGCUCGAUAUUCGGGCGCGGCAGAUAGGGGCGAUAGAAGAAAGGAUCCAGGAGGCGUCUGACCAGGUGGCGAGAAGCCGUAUGGACGAUAAGGCUCGGUGGGAUCAAUCUGCGCGGGUGAGGAAAGUACCCUUGGCAGUUGGAGAUGUCGUGCUUCUCUACGAUUCAUCACUGGAGAAGCAAUGGUCCAGGAAGCUCGAUAAGAGGUGGUUAGGUCCCUACCGGAUCGCACGGGUCAGAGACUUCGGAGCAUACCAGAUCGAGGAAGCAAAUGGGACUGAGUGGAAGGAUUGGGUAUCUGGAACGCGACUGAAGAAAUUUGUGGCGAGAGAGGAGGAUGAGAAGUAUGAAGAGCAAGUAGAGGAGGUGCCACGAGAGAAGGUGCCACAGGAGGAGAUACCGCAAGAGGAGGUGUCACAGGAGGAGGUGCCACGGAAAGAGGUCCACGGUACCCAGCGAGAGAGAAGGCUGGGCGAUGAGGGGAGACGUGCAGGGAAGGAAGUGAUAGAGGUUGGCGAGGACACGCCCCCACAGACGCCAGCAGUGGGUUUGAGACUCAGAGAUGCACCAGGGAGCACCCAACACGCGAAGGAGAGGUUGCAAUUAGAGGAGGCUUCUUUACCGUCGUCAGAGAAGGCUCCUUCGCCAGAAGGGAGGGCAGCUAUAAGGAGGGAAGCUUUGACUUUGAUUGAUAGGCACUUGGCAGCUCAUGCACUGGAGCACCCAGACCUGGAGGAGCCAGCACCUGCAGAGCCACGCCAGGAGUCAUGCCAGCCCGAGAAGGAGAUGGAAGCAGAGAUACCAAAGAGGGUCGACCUCCGCACGAGAGAAAGGGCGCCAGCUGGAGAGACGGCUGAAGAAAAGAGGGUGAGAAGAACUAGACGGAUAGAAGAGAUAUGGCAGGAGAGGCAGAGAUUGGAGGCAGCGGGGGAGCUCCCGGAGCAGCAACAGGAGGGGCAGCGAUCAGAGGCAGCAGGAGCACUCCCGGCUAUCAUCGAGAGCCUGAGGCAGCAAACCCAGGGAAGGGUGGACAGGCCAGAGAGCAGCAGGCAGGGAGAGCAGAGGCAGCCCGGACAAGGAUUGCCAGGACAGCCAUCUGCAGCAGAGCCUCGCCAGGAGCCACCUAUGGGGAGAGCUAUCCUGGAACCAGAGGAGGCAAGAGCCCGGAGACAGGCGGAGAGAGAGGCAUUCGAGUUUAGAGCCCCUACUGAGCUCGCGACGCUGCCAGUGACGGCGGCAGGCCCAGUCGUACCUUUGGUAGUAGAGGAGGGGCCGUCACCAUCUAGCAGUGAGCCGGCUCAGGGCUCAGCAGAGGGAUCCAUGGGCGUGCUCCUUAAGGCGGUGCAUACUAUGCAGGAAGAGGUGAGUUUGUUUUCGCCUGAGCAGAGGAUAGAGGAGCCUCUUGAGAGAGAGAUGGGGAUUGAGCUAGAGGGUGCUAUCGAGAGCAGACUCCAGACGAUAGGCACGCCUAAGUAUGGAUCAGACGAGAUUGAGGAGCAGCCCAUGGCAGCGCCAGGAGAGACACUCGAGAGGAGACCUCAUAGAUUGGACACGCCUGAGUACGUCCCAGCGACAGAGGACUUGAGAGGUAGAGUAGGAUCUUGGAUUACUGAAUCUGGGUCUGCCGGACCGGUUCCUGGGACAGAGCAGCAGGAGGUUGUUAGUACCGCAGCUCCUCGAUCAGAGCAGCAGGGGGAUGUCGGUACCUUGGUGGGAUCUCUUUCAUCGCCACCUCCUCAGCCCAGGAAGAAGAAGUUCAAGAAAAAAGUAGAUCAGCUAUGUUUCUACUGCAAGAGGGACGUGCAUCUGGCUUUGGACUGUCUCGAGUUUCUUGAGGAUAAGGCAGCAGGGAAGGUCUCAGAGGUAAAAGGUAAAAUGUAUGAUAGACAGGGUAAGAUAGUAGAGAAGUCCGCAGAUGGACUUAGGGCUCAGUUAUAUAGGCAAAACAAGGAGGAAUUGAGGAGGUAGGGUCGGUUUUGUCUAUAUAAGUGAGCGAGCAUUUUGUGAG